Talaromyces stipitatus ATCC 10500 is the source of this 1110-nucleotide messenger RNA. RefSeq lists its product as uncharacterized. NCBI's taxonomy places the organism in Eukaryota, Fungi, Ascomycota, Eurotiomycetes, Eurotiales, Trichocomaceae. The coding region runs from base 1 to 1110 and encodes 369 amino acids. The record is from RefSeq and is a predicted model, not a curated record. The transcript has 4 exons.
AUGAAGACAUUCAGGCUCAUUAAUACGAUCAGUUGGACAGUUGAAACUUUCCAAAUCGGAAAAUCACCGCCGUAUCUCGCCAUCUCUUACGCCUGGUCAGAUAAUAUCUUUCCGGAGAAAUUGCCUCUCAAUGGGUCAUUCGGCGGUGACGCCUUUGCACAAACAAUCCAAAAAAGAGGGUUGACUCCAGUGAAAUAUAGCUGGGUCGAUCGUUACUGCAUCAUCCAAGACUCCGACGAUGACAUGAACGAGCAGAUCCCGCUUAUGAGUCAGAUCUUUGGCAAUGCUAAAGCCGUCCUAAUUAUUCUCACUACCGAAUUGAAUCUAAAGCAAAAAGAAGUUGAUUAUGGUACAAUUCAGCUUGACGAGGCACUCACUGUUUGGAGGGAGGAAGCAUGGACAAAUGCUGAAGCAAGAGAGUACUGGGAAUUUGGGGAAGGGCGGACCAAACUCGUACGGGCGAUGGAUAUAUUGUCUCGAUUCACAAAAGCCGCCUGGGGAACACGGGUGUGGACACUACAAGAAUACAUCCUCGCCACGAACGUUCUGUGGAUUGACCAGUUUGGCAUUAUUGAGCGCACAGUUCGAGGAGAAUCAUUGGUUAACGAGUACGAACUUCUUUUCUCUCAUUUCUCUGGUAUGGCGGCUUUCCGUACGGCAGCAACUUCUCGCAAUAGCGAACGAGAUCAGACACGAGUGCUGGAGAUGCUCGGUAAUCGACAGGCAUUUCUACUUGUUGACGAGGUUUACGGUAUAAUGGCCGCGUCGACGGUGGAGAUUAUUGUGCAGCCAAAAGAAUCAAGAGAAAGCGCAUGGAAGAGGUGGUUGGAGGCAGCAUUGACUGCUGGACAUUUACGAUGGCUGAUGCUUCCGCCCGGGAUGCUCUUGACUGAGGAGGCAUAUCUCUCACCGCAAGACAAGUCGGGCCUUGCACUAUUCUUCCCACCAAUGGACUCCGUCCCCAAGGUGACCUUGUGGCCUUUGACUGUAACGCGCGGAGUGAAGACAGACGGCACAGGCUCUUCAUAUGUGAGAGAUCAAACACGGAACAAAAACAAGCAGACGGUCCAUCUCUCAUCUGGCACAAAGCAGGAGUUACAACCUCAGUAG